UAAUAUUUCUAUAACACCAUGAAGAUCUUUAUUCUCUUCAUUAUCACAUUCGCAUGUGGUUUUUUUGGAAGUAUUGUUUCAAAUGGAAACCCUCUGCCGUAUGAAGCUAUCUUCAACUUUGGUGACUCUACAAGUGACACUGGAAAUGCUGCAACUGACUAUCCAACUAUGAAUAAAAAUGGUGCUUAUGGUUCCACGUACUUUAAACAUCCAUCAGGGCGUAUGUCAGAUGGACGAAUCAUCAUAGAUUUCAUAGCUGAGGCGUACGGGUUGCCAUUUUUGCCGGCCUAUAAGAAUAUCACCAAAAGCCAAGCAGAUAUAAAGAAGGGAGUAAAUUUUGCAUAUGCCGGUGCCACUGCACUUGAAUUCGAUUAUUUCAUACGUAAUGGUCUCCCACCACCAGCGACAACUAAUUCACUGAAAGUGCAACUUGAUUGGUUUAAGAUGCUCAAACCAUCCUUGUGUAAAAACAAAGAAGAGUGCGACAACUACUUUAAACAAUCGUUGUUUCUUGUUGGAGAGAUUGGUGGAAAUGAUAUUUUUUCUCAUAUGACAAAGAAAACUGUUACAGAACUGCAGGAAAUAGUUCCUUUACUGGUUGAAUCAAUUACAAAUACCGCUACAGCAUUAAUUGAAGAAGGAGCAGUAGAACUAGUAAUUCCAGGGAACUUUCCAUUGGGGUGUAAUGCUGGCGUAUUGAACUUUGUGAAUAGUAAGAAGAAAGAAGACUAUGAUGAAUUUGGCUUCUUGAUAGCUUACAAUACUUUCGCUGAAUACUAUAAUGAACAACUCAAAAAUUCCAUAGAGACAUUAAGACAGAAACACCCUCAAGCAAAGAUAAUAUACUUUGACUACUACGGCGCCACCAAACGUUUAUAUCAAGCUCCACAACAAUAUGGCUUUACUUCUGAUAAAGUUGAGAUUUUGAAAGCAUGUUGUGGAGGAGAUGGACCGUACCAUGUUAAUGCACUUAUGUUUUGUGGAAAUCCUGGUACAACAAUUUGCUCUGAUCCUUCAAAACUAAUAGAUUGGGAUGGAGCCCACUUAACCGAAGCAGCUUAUAAACUAAUAGCAAAAGGAUUAGUCGAAGGCCCUUUUACAAACCCUUCUCUUAAACCCGCUCCUUUCAAAAUAGCUUAGAACUUGCAAUACAAGCAUUGAGAAAUGAUUUCUUUGAUGAGUUAUGUACACAAUUAAAAUUUGUCAUUAAUAGGAGAAACAUAUAUGUAUGUUGUAAAAUGAAUAUUAGUUUCUUUUCAA
Messenger RNA from Cicer arietinum (chickpea), 1260 nucleotides. Its product is annotated as GDSL esterase/lipase At5g45910-like. The record is from RefSeq and is a predicted model, not a curated record. Gene Ontology annotation, molecular function: hydrolase activity, acting on ester bonds. NCBI's taxonomy places the organism in Eukaryota, Viridiplantae, Streptophyta, Magnoliopsida, Fabales, Fabaceae.